Molecule: messenger RNA, 7266 nt
Organism: Dermacentor albipictus
Lineage: Eukaryota; Metazoa; Arthropoda; Arachnida; Ixodida; Ixodidae
Gene: fng
Product: Fringe glycosyltransferase
Biological process (GO): regulation of Notch signaling pathway
Cellular component (GO): membrane
Molecular function (GO): O-fucosylpeptide 3-beta-N-acetylglucosaminyltransferase activity
Source: RefSeq, a predicted model, not a curated record
CUUGACCUCAAGCAAGCCUUCAACCUGUUGCACGUGCGCACGCACACCCGGCAGCGGCAGCUGGAGCUGGAGAAAGAGAGAGAGUAUCUCUCUCUCGCUACGAAAUGCUGAAAAGAAGGCUCCUCCCCGUCCUCGCAAGAGUAAUAAAAAGAAAGAAUGAAAUAGUAAACACGAGGAGAACUGCAAAACUCGCGGAGUGCGAGCACUCGCUGUAAAAGCCGACCGCCCCGUCGGAGUGGUGCCGGAGCUGCGGCGAGCGGUGCGUGCUGGUGGUGAAGGCGGCGGCGUGCGGUUGUGGUGCUGUGUGUGUGUCCGUGCGGCCUCGGCGCCGUACGUACGGGACCAGCGAUGGACGGCAGCGUGAGGCCGGCGACGACGUCGCCAUGAAGUUUCUCAGCGUGCGCAAGGUGACCCAGGGCACGGCUUUGGCCGUGUUUCUGGCCGCCUUCUACGGAGCUUUGCUGCUGCUCGGCUGGCCCCCGCUCGGCCUCGACUGGCAGCAGCAGACGACGGCGCUCGUUGCAGACGACGCCGCUCAAGAUGGCGGCGCGCACAAGAAAGCAGCAGCAGCGGACGGAGAAGUUGCAGCGGCCGCAGCAGCUUCGUCCAACGUCAACAACAAGCUUGUGUUCCUCAGGGCACCGCCCGGGUUUCAUCAGAGUGCUAGUCGCAGGGUGUUGAAGGGGGGAAACGACUUUGACAACGAAGUGGAGGAUUACGCCGACCAGCCGUCAGGCGAAGACUUUGCUCCCGACAGUGUCGGGGCCGAUGCCGACGUACGCGACGGCAACAGGUCGGCGGGCCAGCGAACUGCAGUCAGCGGUGGGACGGUGCCCGAGGAACCGCAGCGGUCGCCCACGACGCGGCUGGAGGACGUGUUUUUCAGUGUAAAGACGACGCGGACGUUUCACAGGACUAGGCUGGACGUCAUACUCAAAACGUGGUUCGUCCUCGCACGCGAACAGACGUAUUUCUUCACGGAUGCGGCGGACCCGCUGUACCAGCUCAAAACAAACGGUCACCUCAUCAACACCAACUGCUCAUCGUCGCACAACAGGAAAGCCCUGUGCUGCAAGAUGUCUGUCGAGCUAGACUUCUUCCUCGACAGCAACAAGAAGUGGAUGUGCCACUUCGACGACGACAACUACGUCAACGUUCCGCGGCUGGUGAAGCUGCUGCAGGAGUACGACCCCCGCGAGGACUGGUACCUGGGCAAGCCGUCCAUUCGGCAGCCGCUGGAGAUCCUCGCCAGGGACAGCAGCAAGCCGCAGAGGAAGAUCUCCUUCUGGUUCGCCACGGGUGGCGCGGGCUUCUGCAUCAGCCGCUCGCUGGCGCUCAAAAUGCUGCCGCUCGCCGGGCGCGGGAAGUUCAUCAGCAUCGGGGAGCACAUCCGGUUGCCCGAUGACGUCACCAUGGGCUACAUUGUGGAGCACCUUCUGAAGAAGAAUCUGACCGUGGUCGAGAACUUCCACUCGCACCUCGAACCCAUGAAGUUCCUCAAGAAGGAGGCCCUCAGCGACCAGGUGACCUUCAGCUACUCCAAGUUCGGCAAGGAGCUGAACGUGCUCAAUAUCGACGGCUUCUCGCUCAGGGUAGACCCCACUAGGUUCCUGUCCUUGCACUGCCAGCUGUUCCCGAACUUCAGCUUCUGCCCGAGGUAGCGACACGCCUAACGCGCGCGCUUCGGGUGUGCUACGCCGGGUGCCAGCGCGGAAUGUGCCAAGAGCCACGAUGCCUGCCGUGCACACCAUGCGAGGAACGAAACGCGGCGUCAAGCAGCCAUCAACGGCGCGUUUCGUUUGUAGUGGACUUCUGUCUGUUGUUGUACGAACUUCCCGUGCUUCAGCCGUCGAGGAAAUUGCGGCGGGCUUCUCUACACAGUGUGCGAAACUGUGGUGUGGAACAUUGCGCAGUGAAGCCUUGACUGAGACGUUGCUGUGUGGCGACGGCGUUUGGGGACGCGCGAGCGGUCCAUUCGGCGUGGGCGCCGCGAACUUCGGUCGGUGCGACGGUGUGACGUCGCUAGUGGCCUGCCAGCUCCGUGGAAGACAGUGACUCGCUUCACGUGGGAUCGCUGCGUCAUGUGGAGACGUUAAUUCAGUCUCGCGUCGUCAGAAGGAUUUUAAGUUAAAGCUCAGUUUGCUAACCCCCCCCCCCUUUUUUUUUUUCUUCUUUGUGGUUAACCUGGCUGGCAUUUCUUGCCUCGUGUACCAGGAUACAAACUAAGCAGAGAUCUCUCUUUGGUUUUGCACCUUGAGCAGAACGUGUACAGAAAGCUACGACCGUAUUUCUUGUAGAGGUGUCAGAUUCUUGGACAGGCGUCAGGGAAGAGUGUUCGCGUCUGCUGGCCCUUGUGGCCAGCAGACGCGGCCAAAUCUGAUAACCCAGUAAAACUGAGUAGGGUACAAAGGUUAACAGUCGCGGCCAAAGGAAACUGGGGACUCGCGGCGACGUCAACAGGCAAAUAAUCCUGCACGCACGCUGCGAGUUCCCCAGUGGCAAAGGAACAAUCACUGCAACUCAAUAUAUAUGGCUGGUGCCUUCGGGCCCUGCGCGUAAUACUAGAAAUGCUCAAUAAAAUUUAAAAUGUUGUUCAGCGGUGUUCAGUGACUGUCAGUAUGCCGGUCAAGUAUGUAACAGAAGAAGAAAAUCGGGAGACGAUGUGCUUGUUUAUCGGGACUCGUCGCGGCGGGGUCACCGUCGCUGGUGCGAAUUUCUGUCGUGAACCUAUAUGGUUCCACGACACCAUAAUGUCGUACGAGGGUCCCACUUCCCUGGGAACUCUCGCGUGUGCGGAUGUGCAGCGAGGAUGUGAGCCCUGAUUGCACCCUAAUUGGAUCAAACGCAUCGGGUAAUUUGGUUGCCUUCGUUCCAGUUCACGCGCCAUUUAAGCCUGCUGUGACAGUCAUUGUGCCAUUUCGCAACGCGUAGUAUUCCGAUUUCGCACGCUAAACGAAUAGCUCCGCAGAAGUUAAUCACGUGCGUUGGCGUAGCUCUUACAGGUGGCACGGAAAUAAGAAGGCGUUUAACAGCUUCGGCAUGAGAAAGAGUAUGCGUUACGUAUUUUUGGGCACGUGUUCAACGCUGUGUUUUCAAUGUUUAGGCCUUCGACUCGCAAAUAUUUCCUUCGAUGCCGGUCCUUUUGUGCUGUAUACAUUUUAUUUCGCUCUGUCUGUAGGAAUUUCUCGUAUGUUUUUUUUAUUAUUAUUGUCAUUAUUAUUUUGUUUUCACGGACCGAUUGUUUUACACCACCAGUAUAUGGAAUAUCUGCAUUCAGCGUGUUCAGUACGUUAGGCUCGGUUCAGUGGUUGACACGCUCACUCACGCGGUGUCGCACCCGAGUCAGAAGUUGUGCACGAAGCGCAAGACGAGUUCAUCCAGAAAUGCAGUCACGACUCUGUUUACGCUUGCUGCACGGCCAAUCAGGCGCACGAGCGCUGUAAUGUGCGUUUUGCAUGCAAUCUGCUAAUGUUACCGUGGCAUCUUCAUAAGGCCCGCUUGCGGGAUGCUGUCAAUGGAGGUUCGAUCGCUCGUGGAGUAAAAUUUGUGUCUACGUACGCGUUGGUGGAACUCUGCAUUCUGACUUGCAUUGGUGGCAUUGGUGGCUAAGACAUUUUUUUUUUUUUGUCAUGAACUCGCGGUUUUCUUUUUUCUUUUUUUUUUAAUAGUUGCCAAUGCCUAUUGAUCCAUUUCACGUAUCUGUUGGACCGUGAGCUUUACACAGUCUUGAACAUCAGUGUAACCAAGAAACGCCUAGAAUUAGCUCUGUUCAAAUCGUGCAUCGAUCGAGCCACACAGUUUGUCAUAGUUUCGCACAUAAACUGCUUUCUUUUUUUUUUUUUUCUCAAACAGUGUAACAUUAACGCAUCGCGUGUCCGCGUCAGUGUGAGUCGGGGCUCUCCUGUCCGAGCCCAGUAAACGUUUCGGCUAGUCGAGUGUAACAACAUUUCUUUCAGAACCAUAUUGCAGUCAAACGUGAGGACUUGCAAUAGGAGCGUUAUAUUUCAACGUCGACAUGUGUCUGACCAAUGACAUGCAAAUCGUCAAACGGGAACUAUUCGCGUGAAUCACCGUGAAAUUUUUACUCUUAUAGGCCGGCAUUGGCAUCGGGACCUCCAAAGCGUGCGGGUGGGGCGUUUUCUAUGUAAAGCGGACUUCUCGUUUUUAACUAUUUUAAAACUGGGAAUUCUAUAGCAGGACUUCAAUAGCUCCCGCUAUGUGCGUGCGAAUAGCUGGUGACUUGAGAUUAAUUUCCCAAUCAUCUUUCAAUGUUGUGCUACGGACUGCUCACAAUAACUUUAGCCCCAAACUUGACGUCCCGUCUCUUCGCCGUCUCGCUUUAGCCACAAACAAUUCCUCGUGCACUCUCCGAUAUAACGUAUAAAGGAACGCACAUAAUUUGACGAAAAUGUCGCAACCGCGUAUUCAGCGUUUGUUGCAACCUGGGUGAAGUUCACCUAAUGUUCCUUAUGGCCCACUCACACUACUAGGCCGACCCGACACCGAUUUCGGUCUGUCGACUGUCGGCGACAGCGUUUUUUUUUUUUCUAUCUUCGCGUCGGCGCCUCUAUCACACUACUGUAUCGACGCCGACUAUCUGUAGACGGUCGACGGAGAACGCGGCGUCGGUAUACAGUGUGACAGAGGCGCCGACACGAAAGCAAAUACAAGAAAGCGCUGUCGCCGACAGUCGGCAGACAGAAAUCGGUGUCGGGUCGGCCUAGCCUGACUGAACCUUUGCUGUCCGCACCAACUUUCUCGGUUCAUCUCCCUGCGCCUGCGAGUCACUCGAAUACAAAAUAGCGCCUCAGGCUGUGCAGCAGCAACGCCCGCGACGCGCAGUUACGACGCCUGUUCGGAGAGAGUGCUUCGUCACUCUCGGCGCGAAAUGACGAGGCAGAAAAAAAAUCGCUCCCUUAGGCCUCGCGCGCUUGUCUCGAAGCCAACACGCGGGCGACGCGAGCCAGCCUCGCGGGACGCGAUGGCUCCGAACUUGCGUACAAAAUCAAAAGUGGUGCGCGCACAACCCCGCCCGACCGCUUCUUUCUCGCCUCUAGUUUGUCCGAGGGGGUAGAGAGAGGCGCGUAACAGCAGUAGUAGUAGAGUAGCCGGCGGUCAAGUAUAAUACCGCCGUCUGUCGCGCGCCGGUGCGGAAGCAACGACCUGUAAUUGCGUCCCCGCGCACGACGACUCUCGCCUGCGCUUAAUUGAGGAGGCCGCCUUGUUUUUUAUUUAACGUCCUUUUUCUUUCGCAUUCUUCAACCCGCCUUGGAACACGUACGGGAAUGCCGUCGCUGCGCGCGAGGUCGGUAGCCGAGACGAGCCACGCAAAUAGCCGCGAGCAGCCUCUGCGCUGACCAAUCAAAGUCGAGCGCGAUGCUGGCCGAACGAACAAGCAGACGCUGUCCAUUUGGCGGCGGUGACCGCAGACGCAGCGUUCUUUAAAGAUAGCGGACUGGCGAAGGGAUAUAUAUAUCGCCGCGGAGAACGCGGCACUUCGGAGCGCGCGUGAUGUGCUUCGAAGAUAGGCCCGCCUUAAUUACGUAUGCACUGGAGAGCGAGCUUCAGUUCUUGUCAUUUUGUUUUUUUUUAGGGGGGGGGUGGGGGGGGGGUGGCAUCCGUGGUCACCUUUAGAGCUUUCCGCUUGCGCUUUCCGGUCUGUCAAAAGAAGCUGACAAAUGAACUCGUCGGGCCUUACUUCUCUCAAACUUCGCCGAUAAGAUAAUGCAGCCAUGGCGCGAUGGCGGACCCGUUCUGACACUCUCCACGGCAACGCUAACAGAGUUGUGAUGCAUUCAACGACGUUCGUGAAAUAAACGAAAAAUGCAGGAGCGGAGAACGAGUUUACUGCCGAACGUCUAUUUAUCGAACUGAAAACGAGACUUGCUACCUUACAGCCGUGUAGCAAAUAUAUUCCUCAUAUUCUCUCUCUCUCUCUCUACUUUCCUCUCAUUGUACCUCCCCCCCCUCUCUCACUCCAGCGUAGGGUAGCAAACCGGAUCUUGCCCUUUGAUUACCCUCCCUGCCUUCCCCUUUCUUCUCUCUCUACUGGCGAGUUUUUUUUGUUUGUUUUUUCUCCUUGAGGAAGACAGAUCGCACAACCGCACUUAAGAUUUUUCAGACGACUAAUGACGUAAAAAACGCGACAGUGCUACACAAGCAAAAACAAAUAAGCGUGACUGGAACGGCACUAUAUCUCAGCUCUGCUAUCUGCAUAAAAAAAAUCGCCAACUAGUCCGGUUAUCAGUUUACUUGCUAUUAAUGACAUGUCGCUUAUUAUCUCGAAACGUCAGUGAUACUUGUCAGAAGUCAGCUCUAGGUUAUAAGUUGAACUUCUUUGUCCACGAUAUGAUUUCGUAUGGGCCAUAUGGAUCAGGUUCUUUUUAAUGGAGGGAUAUAAUGUAGUCGAGAUGUGGCACUCUUGAUUUGUAACCAAGUGUGCUGGUGUGCCUUUUGGCUUUGUGCAUACGCGAAGUGUUUGUACAGUGUGGUCUAGUGUGACAGGGCGUGGCUGUAUACUGCAUAAAAUACAGCGUUCUGUAUUAAGCGCCAGAAAAUGGGUCGAUGUUUUCGUAUCAGGAAGCGAAUAUCUUCGUCGAGUGACAGUCGGUGAGAAAUUGUUGGUGCAAUUGUCGAAGGCAUUCUUCUGAACCAUCUCCUGUCAUGAUGGCCUUCGCUGCAUGAUGUCACAGCUGGGUGCUUAGAAUUUUUACGACCGCAUUACUCUUCUCAAUCGGGUGAAGUCGUUCUUGUGCAAUGGUGGCUUGCCUCUCAUAUGGACAAGAGAAAAACAUUUUUUUGUUUGCCUACUUUUCUUUUCGCGAGGUUCGUGCUGUUUCACAUUGUGGCAAUCCUCAAAGCGGUGUCUUGGAAAUGUAUUGUGAUGCGUCUAGCACGUCUCACGCUAGACUGCGAAGUAUUGUGUGUAUAUAUAUACAUAUAUGCGUGUAAAUAAUCUAGUUGCAAUGGGGAGCAUUCCUCGUCGCCAUGUCGACGGGUGUAGAAAUGUGUCACAGGUGUAUUUUUCUGUAUUGGUGUACAUAUACGUGGCGACGAAAGAAACCGAAAUGGAAGAAAGUGCUCGAGCCUUUCUGUAUUUUGUAUAAGAGACUCGUCGCGGUCGUACACCGCGCCGUGGACAGCUUUCUCGUAGUAUUGUUAUUAUUUUUGUGCUGGCGGAUGCGGCGAAACAGCCCCAUCAAUCACGUACAAGACUGAGACUGCACGACUAGGAAAAUAAUAAAAUAAUACAUGUUUUGAAUGAGA